ACUUGCUGUGGUCUGCGCCCGAACUAUUGCGAGACCCAAACUUACUACAGCGAGGAACUGAGAAGGGCGAUAUAUACGCAGUGUCAAUAAUAUUUCAAGAGGUGGCGCUUCGAACCGAGCCCUACAGCACAACGGGGCUAACGCCUGAAGAAAUUGUCAGAAAACUAAAGAAGCCUCCGCCUUUGAUUCGUCCCUCAGUGACACCCCAAGCCGGGCCGCCCUUGUUUAUUCAGAUCAUGAAGCAAUGCUGGUCGGAGAUGCCUGAGAUGCGGCCUCACGUUGAUGAAAUUUACGACCAGUUCAAGAAACUGACAGGGGGAAAGAAAGCCAACAUUGUAGACACGAUGUUUAAGAUGCUUGAGAAGUACUCAACUGACCUGGAAGACAUUGUGGCCGAGAGGACAAUGCAGCUGGAAGAAGAGAAGAAGAAGACGGACCAGCUGUUGUUCAGAAUGCUGCCUUCGACCGUUGCAGAGAGCCUAAAAAUCGGUAGAACGGUUGAAGCGGAGUGUUUUGAUGAAGUGACAAUAUACUUUUCGGACAUCGUGGGGUUUACCACCAUCUCGGCCAUGUCUACGCCCAUGCAAGUGGUGGACCUGCUCAACGACCUGUACUCCAUGUUUGACGCUACUAUCAAUAACCACGAUGUUUACAAGGUUGAGACAAUUGGUGACGCUUACAUGGUUGUCAGCGGACUUCCCAUUAGGAACGGCAACAGACAUGCUGGAGAGAUCGCCACCUUGGCUUUGGUUCUCUUAAGUCAGUGUGGAAAGUUCACCAUCCGACACAUGCCACAUGUGCCACUUAGGCUCAGGAUUGGAUUGCACACAGGAUCUUGUGUUGCUGGAGUUGUGGGUCUGACUAUGCCACGGUUCUGCUUGUUUGGUGACACAGUGAAUACAGCCUCGAGAAUGGAAUCAUCUGGAGCAGCUUUUAGAGUACACAUCUCUGAGGCCUGCAAAACUGCUCUUGACGUGCUAGGCGGAUUCAAGACGGAAUAUCGAGGCCAAAUCGAGUUAAAAGGGAAAGGAAUGCACAACACCUACUGGCUGGUGGGAAAAGAAGGAUUUGAUAAAGAGCUCCCGGAGCCACCACCUUUAGUUGGUGAUAACACACAUGG
Candidula unifasciata is the source of this 1120-nucleotide messenger RNA. The record is from the annotation of a GenBank genome assembly. Lineage: Eukaryota; Metazoa; Mollusca; Gastropoda; Stylommatophora; Geomitridae.